CUUCACCACAGACGCAUCACCACCACACUCACCAUCACCACCACCACCACCUCCACAGAAUCAGGAAAGAAAAGACGAAAAAAGAAAAGAAAAAGAAGAGAGAGAAACAGAGAAAAACAAAGAAAAUAAUAAAAAAAGUAAAAAAAAAAAGUGAACGAAAAAUUGAAAACAAAUAAAAGUGAAGAAGAAGAGAUAAAUAAAAGAGAGAGAUAAAGAAAAAGAGAUAAUGGCGUCUCUUAGAUCAAUCCGUGCUGGUUUAUCUCGCUCCUACCACUCCUUAAACACGAUGGGAGGACAUGAAGAGGAAACAGAAGGAGGAGGAGGAGGAGGAGGAGGCAGAGAGAACAACAACACAACCUCCUCCUCUAACUACUCCGCGACUACUGACUGGCUCGGGGUGGACAACUUCAGAACGAGGAACAACAACAAAAGUUCGCCUCUCUCAGCCAUCAAGGUCGCUCUGUCUAAAGUCUCGCGAGGGAGGCAGAAUCACUCCUCCAGUAAGAUUUCCACUAUCCUGAAGGAGUUGGAUGACGAGUGGAGGAUCAGUGAGGAUGGCACGGAGGGUGAUAUCAUCCUAGGAAAACUUCGCGUCACCAACUCCAGAAUGCCUUCCUCCAUAGCUGUGCCCCCAGAACAGGCCUCCCUCCUCGGCACCAUGCCUGGAGAGGUACUGGACGACGGAGAUCUGAGGCAGGUGCAGCUGUCCAUCGCACCCUCCCGCACCCUAAGCGAGGAUGGUUCCACUGGCAGCAAGGUCACAGUGGACACCCCCUAUGGCCCCGUCACUGCUGCUGUCUCCGGCGACCCCACACGACCUGUCAUUCUCACCUAUCAUGACCUUGGCCUCAAUCACGUCACUAAUUUCCAGGCGUUUUUCCUGUACCCUGAGAUGAGGAAUGUGGUAAACAACUUCUGCAUCGUUCAUGUGAAUGCCCCAGGUCAGGAGGAGGGCGCCCCCACACUGCCGGAGGGAUACGUGUACCCCACCAUGGAGCAGCUUGUGGACACCAUUACCUGCGUGAAGAACCACCUACACCUGCGCUCCUUCAUCGGGUUUGGUGUCGGUCUUGGAGCUAACAUCCUGGCUCGCUAUGCCACAAAAUACCCCAAUCAUGUGGAUGCGCUGGUGCUGGUGAACUGCUCCUCCACUCAGGCUGGCUGGAUUGAGUGGGGCUACCAGAAGCUGAACAUCCGCCAUCUGCGCUCUGGCACCAUGACCACCGGCACUGUGGAUUACCUUAUGUGGCACCACUUUGGCAAGCUGGAGGAGUGUAACCAGGACCUUGUGACAGUGUACCGCCAACACUUUGAGCGUGCUAUCAACCCCACCAACCUCGGACUCCUUGUUGACUCCUAUAUCCGCCGUUCAGACUUGGCUAUCGUUAGGGAGCUGGACCCCAAUAAGAAGAAGGAUGUCCGAAUGAUCCGCUGCCAGGUCCUCAACAUCACUGCCAACCUGUCACCCCACAUCGAGGACACUGUUACCUUCAAUGGCCGCCUUGACCCCACCCUGGCCACCUGGAUGAAGAUCCAGGAUGUCGGGUUAGUGAUAGACGAGGCCCCUGGCAAAGUGGUGGAGGCCUUCAGACUGUUCCUCCAGGGCCAAGGCUAUGCCGUGCACAGUCGAGGCAUUGGAUCGCGUCAGGGCUCCAUCGCAUCCGUCACCUCAUCCACCGCCAGCCUGAGGGACUUGAGGGAAAGCAGGGACAUCCACAUUACAGAGAACCCACUCCAGAACCCCACUGCAUGAGAAUAUCCAGUUCGCCGCCACCGAUCCGAUUCACAGGACCACUACUACUACUGCUGCUGCUGCUGCUUCACCUUCGCCCAGUUCCUUGUCACUCUGCCAAGGUCUAGAGUGUUUUUCCUGUGUCUCUUUGCCUUCCUGUGCUUUCUAUUCCUCCUGUGCUUCUUGCCUAUUUUCACGCAGCCUUUCUCACCGUUUUUGUAGCUUUUAUUAGUGUUUUUGGGGUUUUCUGUUUUUUUUUUUUUUUCGUUUUCUUUUCUUUUUCUGUUUUUUUGUUCUCUAGUU
This is a messenger RNA of Portunus trituberculatus (swimming crab), 2035 nucleotides long. RefSeq names its product protein NDRG3-like (gene MESK2). The coding region runs from base 227 to 1753 and encodes 508 amino acids. The record is from RefSeq and is a predicted model, not a curated record. Lineage: Eukaryota; Metazoa; Arthropoda; Malacostraca; Decapoda; Portunidae. Gene Ontology annotation, cellular component: cytoplasm. Gene Ontology annotation, biological process: signal transduction. The transcript has 11 exons.